Messenger RNA from Eleginops maclovinus (Patagonian blennie), 1648 nucleotides. It is a transcript of the gene f7, whose product is annotated as coagulation factor VII. Gene Ontology annotation, cellular component: extracellular region. Bases 50 to 1393 code for a protein of 447 amino acids. Lineage: Eukaryota; Metazoa; Chordata; Actinopteri; Perciformes; Eleginopidae. Gene Ontology annotation, biological process: proteolysis; blood coagulation. The record is from RefSeq and is a predicted model, not a curated record. The transcript has 8 exons. Gene Ontology annotation, molecular function: serine-type endopeptidase activity; calcium ion binding.
CUGGACUCUGGACCUUUGGCUCCACAGAGACGCUACUGUCUGAGGAACCAUGAAGCUGAGCGUCUUCUUCAUCGUCGUCUUCAGCGUCUCCGGCUGCCGGCCGACGUCAGUGUUUCAGGACCCGGGUCCAGCCCACAGUGUUCUAGUCAGGGUCCGGAGGUAUAACUCAGGCUGGUUUGAGGAGCUCCAGAUGGGGGAUCUGAAGAGGGAGUGUCUGGAAGAGCGAUGUUCCUACGAGGAGGCGAGGGAGGUGUUCGAACACACCGAGACCACGGACGAGUUCUGGAGGACGUACAACGUACCGGAGGUGUGUGUUUCUGGUCCGUGUCUGAACGGGGGCAGCUGCUCUCCUCAGGGUUCGUCCUUCACCUGCUUCUGCCUCCCCAACUUCAGUGGACUCACCUGUGAGCUGGAGCAGAGUGCGGUGCGGGACACCUGUCUGCUGCAGAACGGAGGCUGUGAGCAAUACUGCGAAGAAGACCAGGAAGGACGAAGACUGAACUGCUCCUGUGCCGACGGAUACUUCCUGCAUGACGACGGAUUGGGCUGCGUGGCUAAAGAGGCCAUAGCGUGCGGCAUGGUUCCGGUUCUGCUCGGGGAAAAUAAGGCGCAGCAGGACUCCCGGGCCCGGAUUGUCGGAGGGGUCGAGUGUCCUAAAGGGGAAUGCCCCUGGCAGGUUCUGCUGGUGUAUAAAGGUAAAGGCUUCUGUGGAGGAGUGAUCUAUAAACCCUUCUGGAUCCUCACAGCCUCUCACUGCGUGGAGGACGCCCAGGUCCAGUUCCUCAAAGUGGUCGCAGGCGAGCACAACACGGCGGUGUCGGAGGGCACGGAACAGCUGCUCGCGGUGUCGCAGAUCUUCAUGCAUGAGGGCUACGUGAAGAGCACGGCGGACAACGACAUCGCGCUGCUGAAGUUAGCGUCGCCGGUCGUCUUCACGCCGUACGCCGUUCCGGCCUGCUUGCCGACGCGUCCCCUGGCGGAGCGCGAGCUGUGGGCGGUGAGCGAGCACACGGUGAGCGGCUGGGGCCGGCGGGCCGAGAACGGGCCCACCUCAAACGUCCUGCGGCGCCUGAAGGUACCGAGGAUCCGGACUCAGCAGUGUGAGGAGCAGAGCGGCGUGAAGCUAACGGCUAACAUGUUCUGCGCCGGUUACAUCGAGGGCCAGCAGGACUCAUGUAAGGGCGACAGCGGCGGCCCGCUGGUGACGUUGUACCGCCAGACCCACUUCCUGCUGGGCAUUGUGAGCUGGGGGCGGGGCUGCGCUCGGCCCGGGAACUACGGCAUCUACACCCGGGUGUCCAACUUCCUACCCUGGAUACACAACCACACCAUGACCCUGAACGCACCGCCGGGGAACAACAGCGAGACCGCGGGACUCAACCACACCAUCUGAGGAGACAGCCACAUAUUUAGAUUCCUAAUUCAUUACUUAGAGUCAUUGAAAUCCCAAAAACCUUUGGUUUCUUUCAUAUUAAAGUUCCCUUGGACGACAGAAGUAAUCCAGUCAGUGAAUAAUAAAUCAUGAUCAGCUUAUUAUAUUUUUGUUUUGAUGAUUUGUACAGGAACUCAUCCGUCAGAUAAAUGUAGGAAGAGUAUAUAUAUAUAUACAGACCUGCCUUGUUGCUGAUAAUAAACUGAGUAUAUACGA